GGGUUUAGUCUUGGUGUGAAACAUUGUAUGACUUUGAUACUAUGUCAAAGCAUCCAACCCAAAACCAAUUGAUAAUGCUGGAAAUGUCCACUUGUCUCAUAUACAAGUUUGGAAUGUGAUGUUUUAUCGACACGGGACGAGCUCCAACACUCAAUAAAUUUAAGAGUAAGAGAACAAAUUCAGAGAAUACCAAUUGCACUAUGUGACAAACAAAGGUGGAAUGAAUUAUCAAAUCGAUCACACUAAGUCUUGGUCAAUACCUCUCAAAUCCUAGAUACCAUGAAAUCUUAUAUCAAGAGACAAUAUAUAAAACCCUAUAACAAUAGCAAGACGAGACUAUAUGUACUGGUAAAUAAGUAUAAAUACAUAUAAAUACACACAAGUUAACAGAGGACGAAAGAAAAUUUUGGGGUGGAGUACUUUAAAGUAAAUGGAAGGACCUUGAAAUCAGUUAAGUUGGUUAAAGAUAUGGUGACCCGUUGGAACAUUGAUUAAUAUUGUGUCAGUUUUUAUAAUUAUUCAUUAGAGCGCGAUAAUAUACUGUUGAAUUUUGUAGUACCAGGGUUGGCACUGCCAUUGUGGUUCUCAUGUAAUAUAUCUAGUUCCUACAAUAUCUUGGACCGAUAAGUAUCUAGCUCCUCUAAUAUCUUGUUGAAUUUUGUAGCGCAGGGUUAGUGGUGCCUAUUAGCAUGAUCAUGUAAAAUUAGGAUGUUUUUGAAGCUUUUAAUUUGUGUACACCGACUUGAUGUAUAGGAGCCCUAGUGAUAACAUUUCACAAAGUUUUUUGAUCUUAAAAAGAAUGAUUGUGAACCUUCUUUAGUGUGUUGUGACUUAAAUCAAGAUAUUUAGCUAUCAUAUAUAGUAGCAUCUUGCAGCAAGUAAAUGCUGGCCUUUUAGUUUCAUGAAAUGUUAGUUUUUGAUUACCGUUCCAAACCAUCUUGUUAUCAUUGAGCCUUCUGCAUUCUAUAUUGCCUUGCGUCACUAAAGGAUACUCUCACUUCUACAACUUGGAUCAUUGGGGCAUAACUUGGUGUAGCCUGACAAUUAAAUUCCAACUUUCUGUAUCCUUAUGUUGGUUGCCUUGUGGAUAUAUGUUCUGCAAACCAAAACCAACGUUGAGGCACAUUGAGCAAUGCAACUGGGAAAUAUUCUUUUAGCCAUACAAUUUAUAGAAGAAGCAUCUUGUGCUGAAGGAACUAAAAGGGAAUGUGGCCAUAUAGUAUAUCUUAGUUUAUAGUUAUUUCAGGAAAAACGGUCUUUCACACUCAAUUUGUUUGUUUCUUUUCUUUUCUAUUCUUUUUUUCCCUCAUUCUUUAUACUCAAAGUUGAUUUUAACUUUUAUUGGCAUUUCUGUUUACAGGAAGAGGCUUUUCCAGAUGAUCAAUGAUCUCCCAACCGUAUUUGAACUUGUGACCGGAAAUGUAAAGCAGUCAAAGGACCAGUCUGCCACACACAACAACAGCAACAAAAGCAAAUCAAGUGCGAAAACGUCUCGACAACCUGACUCCCAGCCGAAGGCAGUAAAGAUGCCUCCUCCACCAAAAGAAGAGGAUGAGAAUGGUGAGGAGGAGGAAGAAGAUGAUGAACAGGGAGCAACACUAUGUGGAGCUUGCGGAGAUAACUAUGGGACUGAUGAAUUCUGGAUUUGCUGUGAUGUGUGUGAGAGAUGGUUCCAUGGAAAAUGUGUAAAGAUUACACCUGCCAAGGCUGAGCAUAUCAAGCAGUACAAGUGCCCUGGUUGCAGUAGCAAGAGGGCUAGAGUUUAA
Ilex paraguariensis (yerba mate) is the source of this 1766-nucleotide messenger RNA. Lineage: Eukaryota; Viridiplantae; Streptophyta; Magnoliopsida; Aquifoliales; Aquifoliaceae. The record is from the annotation of a GenBank genome assembly.